AUGUAUAAUAAUGAUAACCAUAAUGAAGGUAGUGUUUUGCUUAACCCAUAUCAAUAUGACUGGAUGAUUCUGGAGAAAACGUUUUGUACCGUACUAUAUCCAAACCUAACAGUUAUAAUCGUUAUUCAUUCUGCUACUGAUCAUUUUGAACAACGUGUACUCUUACGACAAAUGUAUGGCCAGCAUUUUUAUAAAAAGUAUGGCAUUACAACAUUAUUUGUAUUGGGUAUGCCAGAGGAUAAUAAAGUGCAGAAACAGCUAGUUGAAGAAUCAAGAAGAGAGCGCGAUCUUAUACAACAAAACUUUCGUGACAGCUAUAAAAAUUUAACAUGGAAGGCGCUAAUGUGGCUUCGCUUCAUGGAUGAAUAUUGUCCGAACAUACAGUACAUAAUAAAACUUGAUGAUGACGUGGUAGGCAAUAUAUUACAAACGCUUCAUUUUUUGAAUGUGCAUUUUAAAACAGUAAGCUUAUUGGAAUCAGAGAAACAAAUCUUUUGCCGAGUCAUUUAUCAUCGACAAGUAUCACGAGAGAAGAAGGAUAAAUGGCAUGUGUAUGUAACAGAGGAUGAAUUACCUUCUAAAUAUUAUUCAAACUAUUGCGUGGGUAUGGCAAUUAUAUUCACUGGUGAUUUAUCAAGCUUACUGUUACGAGCGGCCAUACAAGAAAGAUAUUUCUGGAUCGAUGAUUACUUCAUAACUGGAAUUUUGGCAAAGAAAGUUGAAGCACACUUAGUGGAUUUAAAACGAAAAAUAAUGGUUUACACAUGGGAAGGAAGUGAAAAAGCGCUUGUGAACGGUGAUGUCUUCUUUCGUUUGUUGUCAAAUAUGUCAUAUGGCUUGCAAUUAUGGCGACAAAUUGAAGACAAUUAUUCUAUACGUUUUUUGAAUAGCUCUACACAAUUGAUGGUUCCUCCUUCUCGCAAUCGCUUCUAG
Messenger RNA from Acanthocheilonema viteae, 933 nucleotides. NCBI's taxonomy places the organism in Eukaryota, Metazoa, Nematoda, Chromadorea, Rhabditida, Onchocercidae. The record is from the annotation of a GenBank genome assembly.